UAAACCUAUUUAACGCUGAAAACCUAGUCAAUCACAAUGCAAAUGUUCAUCGAAUAUUUGAUUUUACUAUUCUUUACGUCCAACGCAUGCGGGAGUUAUUUUCCGGACUUUUUUCCACUGUACCCUCCUACGCAGCCGUGGGAAUCGGUCUGCCAAGCAAAAUUUGUUACCGGGAUCUACAGAGCAUCAUUGAAAGGUUGUGGGAUGUACGUUGGAAUUAAUAGAGCAGCGCAACAAGUAACAUCACCAGCAAAGAUUAAAAACAUAAAAGUUACUCUUUUCAUCACAAAUGCUGGCGAUCCUGCAUUAAAUAUUGCGUUUGAUGCACUUUCUCCGAAUUCCCCACAAUCAUAUGAGAUUGAUGUUCGAGCAGAUAUGUCCAAACCGAUAUACUGUGGAAAAAUAUCAACACCAAAGCCGGAAAGAAGUCAGACCACACACAGUUUCGUAAUCGACAUGACGUGUUCCAAAGAAAAACUUACGCCAGGUGAAAUGAUUGAGAUCACCAUCACUCCUCAGCGAGGAUACGCGAAAACAAUCAACUACCAAAUACCAGGGUGUAAAGAUAAGAAAAUGGAGCAAGCAAGCAAAUGUAAACAACUCCAAAAGCAGAGAAUCCAAUUUCGUUUAAAACAAAUCGGCAACGGUACAAUGGUUAUUCUGGACAUUAAAUCAACUUACCCACUGCGAAAGCAAUCAUCAGGAAUUAAUCUAAUGCUGAGAUUGAGAAACGAAAAAGUUCUCCUCGGUUGGGUGAUGGUCGGAGAUAUUGUUCAACUUAAAUAUCCAACCAGAAAACAUUUAUUCAAAAAUUUGACACCUGGGGAACAUUAUUCGGUUUUGGUGUGGACAGAUUCAAAUUCGUAUGUUCGCUAUUCGGAUGAAAUAAUUCUGAGAAGUGAUAUAAAGAAACGUCGACACGCACCAAGACGUAAACGGGAAUAUUACUAAUGUGAAGCGGAAGAAAAACGUCGACAGAAAUCAAGUUGUGUGAAAACCCGGUCGAUGUAGAUCGAAACCCGGGUCAGAAUUCUGAACAUCUAUGCGACCUAUUCGAUUAGAAAAUCCCUCAAAGUCAACAAUAACUACUCCAAUAAAGCGCUGUGACUGGAUCUCUGACUGUUUAGAAUUACAAGUGAAGCCAUAUUUUUAAGCCAUACUGAAAUAUUAAACUUUAUUCAGCAAAUCCUUGAUAUCAAUUAUCCCUAAAAAUUUCGAGAUGAAAUUUUAAAAUCCUCUUUUUUUCCACUUUUAUCCCGAUCAAAAGUCCAAGACAUUGUUCUUCUGGCAACCUAUAAGCUGUUCACAAAAGAAUACUGAUUAUUCUAUAAUUAUAGUAUCUUGGCAAUCAGUGACCACUUUUGUUGUUUUGUUUUGCCCUUCUCGAUUCGAGUGAAACUAUGAAACCCACUGCAAAUAAAAUUGCUAUAAGUUAUUAACAGUGUGAUUUUGGUCGAUAGCAAAUCAUUUUAUUUUGUUACUUUUAUUUUUCUUUAUUUUAUUCAUUUAUUAUUUUUCUAUAAGUUUUUUUUGUUUUUAUUAUUCUAUCAAAAAUCUGAAUGGUUCCAUUUUCAAGUAUUUUCCCAGAUAGAUUAUUUGAAAUAACACAAUUAUGAUCAUAGAUUUCAGAGCUGUUACUAUGGUACUCAUUGACCCCUGACGACCCGAAUUUUUUUCCUAGCUCGAAGCAUUCAUUUUAUGCCCGAGUUGACAUCGCUUCCUAUUGAGAAAGGAUGUUUUUUCGUUGAAAUUCGUGGUUUCUAGGUUUCGACAUUCAAUAUGUAUCUGCAGCUAAGUUCCCCGUCCACUCUCACCGGACAUUAUCGCAUUUUAUUCGUCUUCCAAAUUUUACAACUUAAAUAUAGUCGUAUCUGACUUCGCUUUUCACCGAGAAUUAACGCAUAUUCAUUUUUGUUAGUGAUCUUGGGAUUCUAGCUUUUAGCAUUUAUAGCUGUUAGUAUUGAAAAGGUUGCUCAAAGAUUAGUUCAUUCCUCUUCGCUCCAAAAGUGUGUGCACCAAUAUGGAGGUAAAAAAUUUUGUUAGGCUAUUUUAGAUCAAGUUGUGUGAACGGACUGAAACCUACGGGCAUGGGGUAUAUUCACUUGGCUAACACAGACAGUCCCCGAACUCGUAAUAGAACUAAAAUAAGAAAAAUCGGAAAAAAAGUAUGGUCUAACCCUAAACCUGGUACACAUACUACGGGAUUACCCUUUAUUUUACUUACCAAACAUUAUCAAAAUUUGUAUUCGAAUUUUAGAGUCCUAUUAUUCUAGAUUUCGUUGACAAUAUCCCUGCAUGUUUUGCAUAUCUUCGUCUUUAGUAGGAAGUCUACUCACCCUUUGAUACCUCAAUGUUUUUUCUUUU
Styela clava is the source of this 2364-nucleotide messenger RNA. RefSeq lists its product as uncharacterized. NCBI's taxonomy places the organism in Eukaryota, Metazoa, Chordata, Ascidiacea, Stolidobranchia, Styelidae. The record is from RefSeq and is a predicted model, not a curated record.